AUGAAAGCACUCGUAGGCCCAGAAGAGAAGAGGGGAACUACAACUACCUACUAUGAUGGAGACUGUGCUAGCGUUGAUGGAGUGUUGAAGAACAAGUGUGUAUACCACAACAUGGUGGUGGAGGAAGACCUGCAUUCAGAGGUGGGGUUUCUGGCUUUUGCUUCACCCGCUGCUGCAAUGACGGACUUGUUCAACGUUUCCACUGCUAAUAUGGAUUUCACUAUUUCUCAGGACUUCUUCAGCCACGAAUUCCAAGGUGUAUGUUUCUGUUUCUCAUCCCUUCUUUGUAAACUAAAAACCACGUCACACUUCCUAAUGUCCCUUGUUUGA
This is a messenger RNA of Sphenostylis stenocarpa, 330 nucleotides long. The record is from the annotation of a GenBank genome assembly. Lineage: Eukaryota; Viridiplantae; Streptophyta; Magnoliopsida; Fabales; Fabaceae.